UGAAAAAAAGCCUCGCCGGAGGAGAAGGGGAGGCAAGAGACCAAAAUAGACCAAAAUAUCCUUAGAACGAUUAUUUAUUGAAGGGCCGAGAAGACUGCAUAGCAUUUUCUCUGGGGUAGGGUUCUGAGAAAUGUCGAAGAAAGAUGGAGAGCCUUCCAUUGCGUAUCAAGGAGAUUACGUAGAGAUUUGUGAAGGAGAGACGGAAGCACUAACGAGAGAGAGUAAUGAUGAAGCAGAAAGAAGAAAGAGAGAUAGAGAAAAGCCUGAUUCUCAACGGAGCUGUAUUAUGACAAUCUUCGAUGGUUCUCAACGGAGCUGUAUUAUGACAAUCGUCGAUGGAGUGAAUGUAUUGGCUGGUGCUGGACUACUCUCAACUCCAUUUGCAAUCAAAGAGGCUAGCUGGUUUAGUUUGCUAUUAUUACCUCUUUUUGCCGUUCUUCGUUGUUAUACUAGCAUUCUCGUUCAAGACGGUGGUGAAAAUGGUGGUGAAAACAGUGGCCAAAACGGUGGCCAAAAUGUUGGCGAAAACGUUAUCAGGAGCUAUGCAGAUCAUGGAGAAGAUGCAUAUGGAACAUUCGGACGACAUCUCCUAUUGAUUGUUUGGCAGCUGGAGUUAUAUUCUCACUGUGUGGAGGUUAUUCUUUCUGAAGCUGAUAACCUUACAAGGCUAUUUCCUGGAGUUUCAUUUGAAUGGGCAGGGAUUCAUCUUGACUCUUUUCGCUAUGGAAUUUUAACUGCAUUGAUUGUUCUAGUGAUUGUUCAGUUCAGAGGAGUUACAUCUUACCUGUCAGCUUUUCGUGUGGUUGUAACUAUUCUGAUUGUUGUUUCACUGAUUCUUCUGGGCACCGAGCACGGUGUAGGAUUUCAUCUGUCUGGUUCGCUGGUGAACUGGAACAAGAUUCCAUUUGCUUUUCAGUUUUAUAGUUCUUGCUACUCUGGGCAUUCAGUGUUUCCAAGCAUCUCGCGGCAUCUUUCUGAUAGUAAAUCAUUUACAAAGGCACUGCUGUUUAGCUAUGCUUUGGCUACUGCAAUAUAUGUGAUUUUUGGAUCCCUGGGAUAUCUAAUGUUUGGUGAAGACACGCAAUCUCAAAUAACUUUGAAUUUGCCAAAGCACUCCAUUUCUUCAAUAUUUGCAAAUAUUACAAUGGUAAGUGUCCACGUUUGAUAUGUCUUCCCGGGGUUUUUACUUGAAAAUUUAUGGGAGCAUAUGAUGUGUUCUGGUAACAUGGUUUGACUCUUCAUGUUUACCAAAACGUUCCUAAAUGGGGGAUGGUCAAAAUGACCAGUGGGAGAUUUUGGAAGAACUGGUAGUCCUGUUGUGUUUCAGAUGCAGGACUGAAAUGUAUGUUAGCCCUAAUUUGUUGUCUUUCCAAAAACUCAAUUCAACCACUAGUUGCAUGACUUAAUUUUAGGUGUAGAUAUGGAAAAGGAGCCCCAUCCAUGAUUUAGGUGGACCAUACUAUUGAAAACAGUGUACAUGGUAAUGCCCACCCUCCAAACUGUUUUCCUCUAGGUGACCCACCUGAAUCAUGAAUUGUCCUAAUUCUUGGACCCUAGGCAUAAAUGUUUUAGUGGAAUCUAAUGGUUGGAGUAGAUUUCUUAUAAUCUUCAUAGUGGGGCCUGUAAAAAUCAUUAUUGGACAUCUCUCCAAACUAUUUCCUUUGGUGUCUGAAUCACAGGUCAGCCUAG
Messenger RNA from Magnolia sinica, 1689 nucleotides. RefSeq names its product amino acid transporter AVT1A-like. Gene Ontology annotation, cellular component: plasma membrane. Lineage: Eukaryota; Viridiplantae; Streptophyta; Magnoliopsida; Magnoliales; Magnoliaceae. The record is from RefSeq and is a predicted model, not a curated record. The transcript has 7 exons. The coding region runs from base 131 to 1165 and encodes 344 amino acids.